AUGAAUCUGGCAUCGUGGAUUAUCGAUUCUGAAUCUCAUACGGUCGAAUCCACCCCUGCCAUCGCAUCUACAUCGACUUCAGAUACACCCGAACCUACAGAUAACCCUAGUAGCAAGCCCAACGUAGGGGCAAUUGUCGGUGGUGUAAUUGGUGUUGUUGUCGUUAUUGGGCUUUUUGUGAUCGUGAUUGUCUGGCUUCGUCGAAGAAAGAAGCUGGUGGUACCUACUGACCAACAAGAGCCAUAUGCGACAACACCUCAAACACAGGUCUACUACGAAGCUCCGGCCGAUUCAGUCUUUCCCAAAUCUGCUGUAUCACAUUGA
This is a messenger RNA of Fusarium venenatum, 324 nucleotides long. The record is from RefSeq and is a predicted model, not a curated record. NCBI's taxonomy places the organism in Eukaryota, Fungi, Ascomycota, Sordariomycetes, Hypocreales, Nectriaceae.